AUGAAUUAUUAUUAUCUUUAUUUUUCAAUUGUUCUAUUUUUUGGUAUAAAAGGAAUACCUACUCAAGAAUUAGGUAAAAAAAUUAAAAAUGAGGAAGAAAAUACUAAAAAAAGUAUGUUAAAAGAGAAUGCAGUUACAUUAAAACAAAACAUUUCAAAUGUAAUUUUAAAGAAUAUAAUGGAAAAAGAAAUGCAAGAAAUUGAAAAAACAGUUCAAAAUUUAUUAUUUCAUCAUAAAGUGAUUUUAUUUUCAAAAACACAUUGUAUAUUUAGUAAAAGAGCAAAAGAAAUUUUAUCAAAAUAUGAUUUAAAAGAAUAUGAAAUUGUAGAAUUAGAUCUUAUCGAUCAUGGUCCCAAAUAUCUUAAAGCUUUAAAAAAAUUAUCUGGAAUACAUACAGUACCACAAUUAUUUAUUGAUGGUGAAUUUAUUGGUGAUGCCAGAAAAAUUAUAUCAAAAGAUGCAAGUGGAACACUUAAAGAAAUUUUACAAGGAGCCAAUGUUUUAUUUGAUAAACUUAAACAUCGUAAUUAA
Molecule: messenger RNA, 531 nt
Organism: Strongyloides ratti
Lineage: Eukaryota; Metazoa; Nematoda; Chromadorea; Rhabditida; Strongyloididae
Product: Glutaredoxin-1
Exons: 2
Coding region: 1-531 (176 amino acids)
Biological process (GO): cellular response to oxidative stress
Cellular component (GO): cytoplasm
Molecular function (GO): glutathione disulfide oxidoreductase activity
Source: RefSeq, a predicted model, not a curated record